Molecule: messenger RNA, 1030 nt
Organism: Tigriopus californicus
Lineage: Eukaryota; Metazoa; Arthropoda; Copepoda; Harpacticoida; Harpacticidae
Gene: Ssb-c31a
Product: RNA polymerase II transcriptional coactivator-like
Exons: 2
Coding region: 438-836 (132 amino acids)
Biological process (GO): positive regulation of transcription initiation by RNA polymerase II
Molecular function (GO): transcription coactivator activity; DNA binding
Source: RefSeq, a predicted model, not a curated record
CCGGCAAGGCCACCAGGUUGUCGCUAUAUCUCGACGGGCGCGUACACUUAAGGGCAUAAAAGAGCGCUUCAAAAUUCAGUUGAGUAGCCACUCAAUCAGAGGCCUGCUCCACUGAGUAGUUAGCAGACCGCCUCCUCGUUAGCUUGUUCUCCUCUAAGUCUGAGAUCGCCCUCAGGCUCGAGCUCGUGGGUCUAAGCACGGCGCAACCAGCCAGUAGCACGUGGCCUCAAGCGUUGACUUGCAGAUCCGGCGAACCCAAGUUCCAACGUGCGCAACGAGCUUGCACACGCACAAACACACACAGAAAACACGGAAAACAUAGAUAAAGGCACAACAGGCCCUUCAGAACCGCACACUCAAUCAGUCCGUGGCCUCUCACUGCUCUUGUUUUUCCUUCUAUUCGUGUCCGUCGUUCUCAGGUCGCCACGCUCUAAAUCAUGCCCAAACCCGGGAAAAAGCGCUCCAAGUUAGAUGAGUCCUCGGACUCUGACUCUGGGCCCGAAGACCGCACCCCCGUCAAGUCCCGGAAAUCCGACGCAUCCUCGGGUUCGACGGCUAAAACCGCGCCAGCUAAAGCGGGUGGGGCGGGAGCGGGCCGCAGUGGCGGUGGUGGCAACCCCGCCGUCGAAGGUCAAGAACCUACUUGGGAGCUAGGCAAGAUGAAGAAAGUCAAGGUUCGUGAGUGGCGCAAUCAAGUGUUCAUUGACAUCCGGGAAUGGUACGUGGAUCGCAGCACGAUGGAGGAAAAACCCGGCAAGAAGGGUAUCUCGCUGUCAGCUGAACAGUACCAAAAAUUUAAAACCAUCAUAGAGGAGAUUGAUGCUGCCCUGCCUUAAGUCUCGUUCCUCUCCCUCAUGGCCCAGGCCAAAUGUUCUUGCCACUUAAUUGUCUAGGGUAGGGGGACUUGGUUUUUCCACUUUCCAUCCAACGAGUGGGUAUUUUGAAUGUAAUAGAGCCCGACCACCCACGGCAUCAUUCCCACCUAUUCUGGCUUUGAACCGAGUCAUUAAAACGCUUUUCUUUUAUCUUC